AAAUCGGGAACGGAACUGACCACUCGAGGGACGGUCGUUAUUGAUUAUUUGUCUUCGAGAAAGCGAUAAGGAAUCUGAGAUCAUUGACGGAUGGUCAAUAUCCAGUAUCUAGACAAGUAGAAUUUGCACAUCAAAGCGUCACGCGAAGGGUAAUCCGUCACGUGACAUGCCUUACGUGUGGCCUUCGUGUCCGUCUCGGCUAUUUACCUGGGAGGAUGUUCGCCAUCUGAGAAUAUGUCAACAUUUUCUGUCCGUGGAAAGCACCGAAAGCCAACAGUCUACACUUGCCUGCACGCAUGCACCAAUAUGGCUCCUCCCCGGUGUGACGUCAUAGUCGAGGAGCGAUAGAAGGCGCGUGCAGUAGCGUUAGUGUUAGGGAGGAAAGCUAUGGCGGUGCGCUUGGCUCGGCAUCCGGGCGCAUAAGAGAAAAGAGAAGAUGAACGAAGAGAACAUCGUCGAGAACUGGCUCAAGUCUCUCCAUUUGGGUCGCUACGCGCAGAGUUUCAUCGACAACGGUUACGACGAUCUAGAAAUCUGCAAACAGAUAGGAGAGCCAGAUUUGGAUGCCAUCGGGGUGUCGGAUGCCACUCAUCGCCAGCAGAUCCUGCGAGCCGUCAGGGUGUUGUUGGAACAUGGAGGAACGGCCGUCUACUUCACUCUAGAGGAGAAUGCCAGACACGGCCUAGACCCGACCGACAGUAUUAAGGAAGCAUUGGUCAAAGAGAAAGAGGCCAUCAGGGCAGCGCAUUCCCCCGCAAAGAAGUAUGUAGACGAAUACGAAGAAGGAAAAGCGGAAUUCGUCAGAUUCCCCAAAAUGCAACUCAAGAUGAUCAUUAGAGAUAAACUGGUACGAGAUGGAAUCCGUCUCAGUACUCAACCUUACACCAAUCCGGUGAGUAAUGCCAAAAUAUAUUCCUCCACGCAAAACACACUUUCUUUCCUACUCUCCCUUCUCUUUUAUUAUUGUUCACUAACACCAAGGCUCGCUAAGCGUUUCUUACUUGUCCAUCCAGCAAAACCCACUUAGCUUC
Molecule: messenger RNA, 1031 nt
Organism: Centruroides sculpturatus (bark scorpion)
Lineage: Eukaryota; Metazoa; Arthropoda; Arachnida; Scorpiones; Buthidae
Product: sterile alpha motif domain-containing protein 5-like
Exons: 1
Coding region: 437-1027 (196 amino acids)
Molecular function (GO): protein binding
Source: RefSeq, a predicted model, not a curated record